GGGGGAGUAAACCUUUCAUUCUGCACUGACAGAGCUGAAACACAGAAACCGGAUUUACAGGUGCAUGGUGACAGCAUCGCAGCAAUGAGUGGAAUUUUAAAGAGGAAGUUUGAAGAAGUUGGUGGAACCUCACCCUGUUCAUGUGUGUGGGAAUCAGAUGAUGAUGUUUCUAGCAGUGAAAGUGCUGACAGUGGAAGUAAUGUCCAUCCAUCUGCUUCUAAUCAUUUUACUCGUACAUGUGACAGCAUUGCAGCAAUGAGUGGAAUUUUAAAGAGGAAGUUUGAAGAAGUUGAUGGCUCCUCACCUUGUUCCUCUGUGAGGGAAUCAGAUGAUGACAUUUCCAGCAGUGAAAGUGCUGACAGUGGUGAUAGUGUCAAUCCAUCCACUUCUAAUCAUUUUACCCCUUCUUCAAUCCUGAAGAGAGAGAAGCGGAAGAGAGCGAAGAAUGUCCAUUUUAACUGUGUUACUGUGUAUUACUUCACGAGAAGGCAAGGCUUCACCAGUGUUCCCAGCCAAGGAGGAAGCACGCUGGGAAUGUCCACUCGCCACAACAGUGUGCGCCAGUAUACCCUGGGCGAGUUUGCCAUGGAACAGGAGAGGCUCCACCGAGAGAUGCUGAGAGAGCAUCUAAGGGAGGAAAAACUCAAUUCUCUAAAGUUAAAGAUGACAAAGAACGGUACAGUGGAAUCUGAGGAAGCCAAUACACUGACUCUGGAUGACAUUUCUGAUGAUGAUAUUGAUCUAGACAACACUGAAGUAGAUGAGUACUUCUUUCUCCAACCCCUGCCUACAAAAAAGCGGCGGGCGUUGCUGCGAGCUUCUGGAGUGAAGAAGAUCGACGUGGAAGAAAAGCACGAGCUGCGAGCCAUCCGCCUGUCCAGAGAGGAUUGUGGCUGUGACUGCCGUGUGUUCUGUGACCCAGAAACUUGCACCUGCAGUCUUGCAGGCAUAAAAUGUCAGGUGGAUCGUAUGUCUUUUCCAUGCGGUUGCACUAAAGAAGGGUGUAGCAAUACAGCAGGUAGAAUCGAAUUUAACCCUAUCCGUGUACGGACUCACUUUUUGCACACGAUAAUGAAACUUGAGUUGGAGAAAAAUAGAGAGCAGCAAGUUCCAGCACUCAAUGGCUGUCACACUGAGAUAAGUGCACACAGUAGUUCCAUGAGUCCAGGACCCCAUCCAGUUGAAUAUUCGAUUGCAGAAAAUUUUGAGAUUGAAACCGAACCCCCGGCUACAGUUAUGCAUUCCCAGUCAGCCGAGGACUUGGACUGCGCAGGGGAAGAGGAGGAAGAGGAAGAUGGGAGUAGCUUUUGUAGUGGAGUUACAGAUUCUAGUACACAGAGUUUAGCCCCUAGUGAAUCAGAUGAUGAUGAAGAGGAAGAGGAAGAUGAGGAGGAAGAUGAGGAGGAAGAAAAAGCAGAUGAUUUUGUAGAAAGUAUGAGCUCCCAUGCUGAUAUGGUGCCUCUUCCUUCUGUCCUUUGCUACUCUGAUGGAACUGCUGUGCAUGAAAACCACUCUAAAAAUGCCUCAUACUAUACUAACUCUUCAACUCUGUAUUACCAAAUAGAGAACCACGUUGCUGGUACUGCUAACCAGAUCGGUGAGACUUACUCAGAAAGGGAUGCUGUCAAGAAUGGUAGUCUUUCUCUGGUGCCUUACAACAUGACUUCAGAACAGUUUGUUGACUACACACGGCCAUCAGAGGAAACUUUUAGCAGCCCUCAUUACCCUUCUGCAAACCCCUCAGUGAUUGUUUGCUGCUCAUCUUCUGAAGGGGAUGGCAGUGCUCCCUGUAACAGUUUAUACACUGAGCAUAGGCCAAGUCACCCACCAGUGGAAUUUCACUCAUACUUGAAAGGUCCUUCUCAAGAUGGCUUUGUUUCAGCUUUGAAUGGUGACAGUCAUGUGCAGGAACACCCUGCUGAGAAUUCUCUAAACCUCCCAGAAAAGAGCAGACUGCACGAAGAGUGCAUCAAAUCACCAGUGGUAGAGACGGUGCCUGUUUAAAAUUAAAUUAUUCUAGGACUGACUUCCUGUGUUAAAAUUCACUCCCAUUGGAUUUUCCUAGAAACUUACUUUUUUAAGAGGUAGACAGUACUUGGACUAGUCAAUGUUCCAGACACAUUUUGUUUUCUCAAGCUACACGGGCAGUGGUAUUGCACAAAACCAGUUCAUGUAAAGAUUUAAAUAAAAAUAAUCAAACCCUUUUUUUGAUAAAAAUAAAACAGAUAAGUAAAAAACACACCCAACAUAUUUCAAAGUAGCCUGCCUAUGAACGUAUGUGAAACCUGCCAAGCUGAAUCAAAACUUCAUGUUUUUGACUGUCGGGCCUGUGCAAGAUUGUUAAAAAUGAUACUUUGAAAUAAUCAUGUUUAGAGUCCUAAUUUUCAACAUAUCUGAAAAGAUGGUAAAUUUAAUGUAAAAAUAACUACUGUACAAAAAAAAGUUUUAAUUGUUCUGUACUGUUUGUAUUUUAUUUAUGGUAGUUUAAUAUUCAUGUUUUGAUAAAAAUGAACAGCAUGUUCAUUUGAGCAGAAGAUCCAUAAUUACUUAUGAAGAGCAUGUCCACUUUUCAUCUGGAGUACCUUGUAUUCUUCCUUAUUUUUUCCUAAUACUAUUUCUGAUAAAUCAUCUUGAAACACAAUUUUAGAGUGUACUAUUUUUCUCUUUUACUGUUCUUGACAAACAGAAAAGUCAGAAAGGGGGCAUUUACAUCUUCUAGAAUAGAGAAAGGUAGACAAUCCUCCAUUUAAAACUAAAAUCAGUGGCAUUCCAGAACUGGUACCCCCUCCCCAAAGAAGAAUGAUCUUGUAUAUAAUGGCAAAGCAGUAGCUUAAGCUCACACAGCACCUUCAGCCCAGCCACCGUUCAGAUCCUUACGCACUUUAGUGCCACUUUGCAGUACUGUAGGAACUGCAGGAACUGUGAACCUCUUCGGAGAAAUGCCAUAGCUCCAGACCCUGAGGCAAUGUAAGAUCUUAAAAGUCACUGUAACAAAAUCUGUAUGUUUCUCCCAAGCCAGUUUAUGAAUAUGUCAGUAUGCAAUUUAUAAAAGCAGAGCCUUACUGAUCAAAGUUUAAAUAAAGCAUGGAAAAACAAUGUGGAAGUGUCUAGAUUGCCUAAAUUUUUAUGACAUACAAGACUGGCUUUUGUGGACUUCUGAUUGUAUCUGAAAUUUAGUACAAUUUGGUCUUAUUAGGAAACAGUCCAUUCAGUGAGGAAAAAUAGCUUCAGAAAUUUUGUAUCUACAAAAGUCUGCAAGCAAAAGAACAUGUGCAUCAUAUGGAUAUCCAUUACAUUGUGAUCUGCCUGUUUUUAAAUGGGAAUGAAACUAUCUUUAAUUUAUUAAACAACCUUGCUUUUGUCUAGAAAAGGAGGCAUAGGAAUCAGCUUUUCUCUGCACUGGUAAUUCUGCACUGCCUUAUUUUGAUUUCAAAAUUAUUUCAGCAUUUUUGUUCUAAUACUGAGAUUUCAUUUAUUAUACAUCAAGUAGUUGAAAUGUAGGCCUGUCUUGUUUGUCAAAAUAUGGAUCAGCAUCUUAGUUUUUAUCUGUGUCAAAUCUAGUUGGUUAACAGUGUGCAUGUAAACACAGUGUAAAUUUUAUCUCUGUAACAGUGAUUCUUCUGGUUAGAAGCUCUUUAAAACAUCAUGUACAGUACUCCAGUAGAAAAACUGCCGAUGUAAAAUAUGCUUUUCAAAAAAAAAAGAAAGAGCUACCUUAAUUGUUUUUAUAUGAAAUCUGGGCAAAGUGAUUUCUUGUAUUUAUGCUAAAUUAGCAAAAUAUUUUUACUCCAUGUAGUAGCUGGAAAGGUUUUUUAUUUAUUUGUUUCCACAAGAAGUCCUACAUGUUUUAUAUGAACUGCAUUGAAAAGUCUAGUUCUCUAGGGACUGGAUUCCAAACUUGCAAAGUAUUCCAUCUCCUGGGAAAGCACACUCAUGUUGGUUAUCUGGCUCAGCAAUUCCACAGCCUCUGUUCCUCACAGUCACAGACCACUCUAGUCUCUUUCUCUAAGGCUGAGUAGCCAGAUGUUCCUGACAGAAAUGUGAUACACUGGAUAGAGAGUACUGGGCUCAGACAGAGGAGACUUUGCCUUUGUCCUGUUGUGUCAUCAUGUUCUCUGUGCUCUGGUUUGUAAUGUACUUGGAGAUACUGUGAUAUAACAUAAUUCUAUAGAACAGAUGAUCUUGCAUACUAAAAUUAUGGAGGUCUCAACAGUUAAGCAAGAUAUUUAAUUGGACUGCUGCUUUUAAACUGUUUGAAGAAGCAAGUGGAAAGAAAGUUCAUCUUAAAAUCUGUAUAUGGAAAUAAUUUUAAGCUUCAUGAACUACACAUUUCCUUAAUUUCCUUUUUCUAAACAAGUUGUAACAUCAAAGAUGCCAAAGGGUAAUAUAAGCUACAAUAAUAUUCAACAGAACCUAACCUAGAUCUUAUGUUGUAAUAAUUUAUUCAAAUUAACUGUAUUCUUCUGUAUUUAUAUUUUCGGUAUUUAUUAUGAAUGAGAUGAAAUUUGAUGUAUUUAUUGUGGCUUAUUACUGCAGUGUAUAUAUUACAAAAAUGAGCAUUUUUAAGUCUUAACAUUAGGUUUUUUGUUAAUUAGUGGCACUUGUAUCAGCUGUAUUUUUAUUAUAUAUUGUACAGUAUAUAUUGUCCAUUUGUUUGCAAUGAAGUAAACCAGGUUUCUACGUUACAUCCUGGCUGCCAGUGCAUUGUGCGUCUCAUUUCUGCUAUGCAGUCACUGGAGAGCCUCUCUCAGCUAAGAGAGCUGGCAUUAGUACUGCACCUCCUCCCUGACACCUGCAGAGCCUCCAAAGGCACUCUGUGAAAGUUCAAGCAUUUCUCCCAUUCCUGAUAGUCUGAUAGAAUAAGGAGAAUCAGUUUGUGUGGAAUUUUUGUGUGUGUGUUCUUUUGUUUCUAAAUAUUUGUAUGCCAAUUAAAUUAAAUAAACAGAAAUGCCUUCUUAGGUA
This is a messenger RNA of Vidua macroura (Pin-tailed whydah), 4962 nucleotides long. RefSeq names its product cysteine and serine rich nuclear protein 3 (gene CSRNP3). Gene Ontology annotation, cellular component: nucleus. Gene Ontology annotation, molecular function: sequence-specific DNA binding; DNA-binding transcription factor activity, RNA polymerase II-specific. The transcript is spliced from 8 exons. Gene Ontology annotation, biological process: regulation of transcription by RNA polymerase II. NCBI's taxonomy places the organism in Eukaryota, Metazoa, Chordata, Aves, Passeriformes, Viduidae. The record is from RefSeq and is a predicted model, not a curated record. The coding region runs from base 85 to 2004 and encodes 639 amino acids.